AUGGAGAAGCUAGAGGCACUGGCUAAUGUUACUCGUCUCAGUGAGAGAGUCGUACGCGUUCUCGGUCAGAACCCGGGGAAGUUUACGCUUCAAGGCACGAAUACCUACCUAAUCGGCCGAACGAAUCCGUACAUCCUACUCGACGCCGGACAAGGCAUACCCGAAUAUACGCCCAUUCUACGGUCCGCGCUCGAGAAACCUGCGCACCUCAAUCUCCCCGACAUCUCUGAUGUCAUCUUGACACAUCGUCACGGCGACCACACCCUUGGCUUACCCCCUGUUCUUGCGCUUCUACAAGAACUUUGGAAGGAGCGUAAUGCGGAUGCGCCGUAUACUGCUCCCCGCGUGCACAAGUUCCCGUUACCAUCAGACGAACCGGAUGCUACCCUUUCGAAUGUCAUAUCUUUGCUCGCAGAAGGUUCCUUCACGCCCGGCCCUCAGGGUGCCCUCCACGACUUACAACCCGGCCAGGUCUUCGCGCCCACUACACCCGCGCCGGACUCAGACCCGGCAGACCAAACACUCACAAUCCUACACACGCCAGGUCACACCUCGGACUCGAUAUCUCUACUAUACCCCGCAGAACGUGCGCUCUUCACCGGCGACACCGUACUCGGCCAAGGAACAGCCGUCUUCGAGGACCUAAGCACAUACAUCUCCAGUCUGCAGUUCAUGCUCUCGCAUCAACGCAAAAACCGUCCGGAAGACGGGUUCGACAUACUCUAUCCCGCGCACGGCCCCGUAGUCAAAUCCGGCGCCGAGACGAUCAACAUGUACAUAACGCACCGCCUCGAACGCGAAUCUCAAGUCGUCGACGUUCUUCGCCGACCGCCGCCCGAGGGAGAGACGGUGUGGACGGUGUGGGGUAUCGUCGGACAUCUAUAUGCGAAGUAUCCGCAGAACUUGUGGGAGCCGGCUGCGCAUGGAAUUGGGCUGCAUCUGAGGAAGUUGGAGAAGGAGGGCCGAGCGAAGCCCGCCGGUGGAGAGGGGAAGGAAUCCAAAUGGACGUUGUCAGAGGCGAAGUAG
Messenger RNA from Peniophora sp. CBMAI 1063, 1026 nucleotides. NCBI's taxonomy places the organism in Eukaryota, Fungi, Basidiomycota, Agaricomycetes, Russulales, Peniophoraceae. The record is from the annotation of a GenBank genome assembly.